This is a messenger RNA of Symbiodinium sp. CCMP2592, 1371 nucleotides long. The record is from the annotation of a GenBank genome assembly. NCBI's taxonomy places the organism in Eukaryota, Dinophyceae, Suessiales, Symbiodiniaceae.
AUGGCUAUUGACAUGGUGGAAGUCUUCCGCCACUAUGCGCCACAAAAUGGCAUGGAUAUCCGAGCUUUCAUCAAGAGCCUGAAAGAUGGGAACCUCCUCGAUGAGCACUUUACCAAGGUCGACGCCGACUUGGCCUUUGCACGUCGGACAGCCAAGGGCUCACGGCGCAUUUCCCACGAGGAGUAUUUGCAGAUCCUGCGGGGCAUCGCGAGGCGCCGAUCUGUAUCCGACGAGGACAUCUUUCGACUAGCGAAGAAUGGGUUGCCGGAUGCUGACGAACCAGCCGGCGGGGAGGGGAGGGGGAGGUUCGAGUUCGGCUGCAUCUAUGUUUCUAGCCAGCUCAGUGGCUUCCAGGAUGAGGUUGUCGUGAUUUGCGUGAUAGGAGGUCUCACCCUGGCAGCGGCCGGUUUCGCAUUUGCCGCUUUAUCCGUGUGCGAGAACAACUUGCGAUCCAUUGGCCGUUUGCUUGCAUCAGCUUUGCCCGCUAUCCGCCGCCCAACAUACAAGCAGAUCGAAUGGUUGGCAAUUGUUGCCUACGCUGCUUAUUCAGAGUUUGGUGACGCCAACAUGACGAACGACAAGACAGUGGACUGGGGGAACCUCCCAGUAUUUGUGUACUGCUCUCCAUCCCACACCACCCCGGUGGUGAAUGCCAAAGUGGCUCUAAGCAAACAUAUUGAGGCUCAUUGGGAAGACUGGCAAGACCCGGACAUCAAGAUCCGCCUUAUGAACCUGACGAACAAAGGAGAGGACCGGAAGUCCUGCGCUGUCUUCGACACUGCCGAUGUUGUGCCAAGUCACAGAUCAAGAGUCUUCUUGGCAAUUGAAGCAUCGCCCGCAUCAAGCAUGUCUCGAGCCGGGCUAUAUUAUCUCCCUGACCGGAACGAGUAUGCGGAACCGGUGUGGUUGAUGUGGAUCCAAGGUCAGAGGUCAACAGAUUUAGAGUUGGCGAAAUCCUUUACUGGUUGGAAAGGCGUUAUCGAUCAAGGUCUCGAGGCGGAUUACCGUGCACUAGGGAAAGGGCAAUUUGAUGAUCUUUCCGAGCCGCAAACUGUGCCUUGGCACAAAGCGAAUACAAACAAUCAGAGUACUAAGUUCUUUGCCUACGUGCACAUUCUUGAGAAGUAUGCUACUGCACGACUUCGGCCAACUUUCCUUGCUCGUGUCAAAGCCUUCAUUCAGCAAGUUGCCGGUUUGUACGUGGGCUUUUGGUUUCUCCGUAUGAUCUUUGAUUUUAACGCAAACGCCAACAUCCUUCGGAAGGCGGAUGCGAACAGCAAAUUGUACCAGGUACCCGAGAAUCAAGCCCAGCAACGGCCUCUGGCCCAUUUUUAUAGUUCCAGUUUCCGCAACGGCAACAGUUUUGAUUGA